This is a messenger RNA of Suillus fuscotomentosus, 2139 nucleotides long. RefSeq lists its product as uncharacterized. The coding region runs from base 1 to 2139 and encodes 712 amino acids. NCBI's taxonomy places the organism in Eukaryota, Fungi, Basidiomycota, Agaricomycetes, Boletales, Suillaceae. The record is from RefSeq and is a predicted model, not a curated record. The transcript has 16 exons.
AUGACCAUUUUGAUGACAAUGGUGAUUUCAGCUCUAGCAUCCUGGAUGGAUCCGAGCCAGUUGAUAUCAGUCAUGCUGGCGAGAGAGAUGAUGGGUGAUUUCUGGAAUGUAACUCACCAGAAACACUUGAAGGUCCUCCUGGGCACGACACCUGGACUACAGGACAAGUCAAUAGAGCUACUGGUGGCCAAGGCUUCUUUUCACACUGCGCUGCUGCUGCCCGUCAAGGAACCAUACCAGAUAUCAAUGCUGGAGCGAUUACAAUCAAGGUCGUGGACAUGUUCUGCGUAUGUAAAGAUGAUGUGCAACUUGCAAGGGGUUCAAUUUUACUUGUACCUCUCACAGCAAUUUUCAAUAGCGCUCGAUGUAUACCUUCAGAUUCUCACCAACGUCGAUACUCUACUCCACAAAGCAAUUGGGCGACAGGACCCCAACUGGUGUUUAAAGCAUUGCUGUCCAGCAUGCAUAUACACUCUUCAAGAUGAAGAUUCAUUAAAAUUCAAAAUUCUUUUCACUAUGGAUGGUAAUGAUUCCCUCAAGCGAGUAUUGAAAAGGUUGUCACACGAUUCAGAUUUGGACAACUUGGAUGGCAUGGAAAGCAGGGUAAUGCAGCGCUCCUCUGAUCUACCCACCAUGCAAUGUGUUCACGGUGACCGUUACUUGUCCAGGGAGUUUGUUGAGUCAUUCAGAUCUAAUGAUUUAUCGAUGGAUAUGCUGGGAGGCAACGAUGAGGACAAUCCUUGUAUUGGACAAUGGAAAAACAUGCGGGACGACAAGACAAAGAGGAUGUGGGGCGUCUUCAACGAGUCCGGUAUUUUUUUGGCUGUCUGUCGUCAUGGCUUUUCCCUCCUCAUAGUAGACAUGAUUUGGAGUGGUGAACAGGUGAAAUAUCCUCUAGCCAUCCUCUCCAAGCUCUUAGAUGUCUUUGGGAGGGACUUGGGCAGCGGCUAUGAUAUUGGAUGCCGGUUCAAAACCACCCUCCAUCACAGCAUCUUAGGACAAUGCCUCAGACUCGAAGACCUCGAGGGUUGUGAGCGAACUUUCUCAAAAUCAAACGCACUCGCUUCCUCUGUGCAAUACGCGAGUGCCUUCCACUGCUGUCAGACGAUCACGCAUUAUUUUCAGCACAAUGACAAAUUCGAAAUAUAUGCAAACCUUACAACCUUUCUCUACAAUAACUACAAGCAGGCUCUUGGCAUCCUCCAUGAUGGUCAGCAGACUUUGCCCAAACUCAUGCAUGAACUUGGCGUGAUGGACGAAAGUGUCUUUGAUGUUUGGUUGGACGAAGAGCGCAAUUAUCUGCUGUCACUGAGUCAUGAGCCCAAACACGAGACCCUCCAAAUGGAAUAUGGCAGAAGUUGGAUGGAGCUCAACGCUGCAAGUGCGGCAUGGAUCGAGACUGCACGACAACACGCAAUCGAAAACUACAAGAAGGACUUGAAGAUGGUCCAGGAACUCGAGGGAAAGCUUGACAUCAGUCGUCGAUGGGUACCCGAAGACCAGGAGUGGAGGGAUACAGGGUGUCUUGUGGCUAAUCACAAGUUUCAGCAUGCACUCGAUCACUUAGAGGGUUUAGUUGUUGCUCAAAUCUUUGAGCUGUCGAAAAUGAAUCGAGCGGGCACAGCGGCCAUCCAUACAGCCCUCGACCACUACAAUGCUGCCACACGAUCACUCUCUCCCCCAUGUCCAUCUCUCACGUGGGAAGAGGUAGUCGAAUACGCCUUUCUCUCCGACUUUGACCUCCUCCGUGAUGCACGUCAGGAUGUAUCACAGCAUCCUUGGGCAACUCCAACAGGCUGCCUCACCAUGGACACCUACUUUAAGAUGUGCUGCUUUAUGGGGAGCAUCAUCCCAGGCAUGAGCAUUGAACAAGGACCUGGCGCCAGCGCCAGCAUCCCCACUGUGUGCAUUCCCUCCAAGCUCAUUCAUGAUGGCCUCUCCAUGCCACAGGAAGGUGAGGAUGACUUGAUGGAGGACCUUGAGGAAGAAGAGGACACUGAGGUUGAUGGCCUGCCCCAAAUCCAUAAUACCGUUGGCGAGAUAGACGAGCUCGCUGUCGUGCACAGCGAGCACAAAGGUACAACAGCCGAGGCGGGAACGGAUAUAGCCGAGACCCCCAUACAUACCUACACCACCUAA